Molecule: messenger RNA, 1189 nt
Organism: Tarenaya hassleriana
Lineage: Eukaryota; Viridiplantae; Streptophyta; Magnoliopsida; Brassicales; Cleomaceae
Exons: 9
Coding region: 43-1011 (322 amino acids)
Source: RefSeq, a predicted model, not a curated record
ACGAUAAAACAAAAGGAAAGGGAAAACAAAAAUAACCCGAGAAUGUCGGAGAAUGGAGAAGAAGAAUCGAGUGCGGUUAAGGGUUCGACAACUUUCGAUCUUCCCGAGGAAGUGCUGCAAAUCCUACCGUCCGAUCCGUUCGAGCAGCUCGACGUGGCCCGCAAGAUCACGUCCAUUGCCCUUUCGACACGUGUCUCGUCCCUCGAGUCAGAGUCGACGGAUCUCCGGGAAAAGCUCGCCGAGAGAGACAGAGCAAUAGCCGAGCUUCAGUCUCAGGCCGAGUCGCUCGAAUCUUCUCUCUCCGACGCCUUCGAGAAUCUCUCUCGGGCCGACCGAGAAAAGGAGAGUUUGCUGAGAGAGAACGCUUCGUUAUCUAAUACCGUGAGGAAACUCCAAAGAGAUGUAUCGAAGCUCGAGGUUUUCAGAAAGACGCUUAUGCAGUCUAUCCGAGAGGAUGAAGAAAAUGCAGGAGCUACACAAAUCAUUGCCAAACCAACCCCAAAUGAUGAUGAAUCUCCACUGCUUCCUUCAGGACAUUCUUCAAUCCGUUCUCACGCUUCUGAAGCCGUUGAAUCAUCUUCAAAUGACAACGAGACUGAUGCAUCUAAACCCAGCUUCCCGUUAGUAUCCCAGAGAAGUAGUACACCUCGGCUUACUCCUCCGGGAUCUCCACCGAUCUUGUCAGCUUCUGCUUCCCCAACUAGAACAUCUCCAAAACGUCAUGCGAUGUCAUUCUCUACCUCGAGAGGCAUGUUUGAUGAUAGAUCUUCAUUUUCAGAAGCUGGUUCCUACACGGGGCGAACUCGGGUUGAUGGAAAAGAAUUCUUCCGUCAAGUCAGGAGUCGUCUGCCGUAUGAGCAGUUCGGUGCAUUCAUGGCCAAUGUGAAGGAAUUCAAUGCCCACAAACAAACCCGAGAAGAGACGCGUCUCAAGGCCGAAGAGAUUCUCGGACAGGAAAACCAGGAUCUUUACCUUAUAUUCCAAGGUUUGAUCACUCGUCACGUUCACUGAGCUUCUUUCUUGGUCGUAAAAUAUAUACACAUACACAAUAAAUCGAAGUGCACUACUAACACUUGUUGAUGUAAUUGUUCUCUGUGGUGUAUCUGUUGAAGAUACAUGUAUUUAUUUUUUUAUUUUUUUGCAUAUACAAGUUUUUAUGAGUUGUACAAUAAUGUCCUAUGGAUAUAUA